Exophiala dermatitidis NIH/UT8656 is the source of this 597-nucleotide messenger RNA. RefSeq lists its product as uncharacterized. NCBI's taxonomy places the organism in Eukaryota, Fungi, Ascomycota, Eurotiomycetes, Chaetothyriales, Herpotrichiellaceae. The coding region runs from base 1 to 597 and encodes 198 amino acids. The record is from RefSeq and is a predicted model, not a curated record. The transcript has 2 exons. Gene Ontology annotation, cellular component: nucleus.
AUGGCUCGCUCGCUUGGCAAGGUUCAGAAACAAAUAUCAAAAAAGCGAGGAGGGAAGCCCAACAGUCUGCAUGAAAACAGUCGAGAUGCGAGAAGACUCCGGACAGCGGCCGCCAGGGAGGAGAAACUAUCUCGUAUGAUGGAUGCAGCAGUACGGGCGAAUCAAGUCUAUGGUGAUUAUGAUCUUGCAUCUCCGUGUCCAGUGCGUCGAUCUAAUCAGUGUUUCAAAGUUGAUAGAGUGGCGUGGUUCAAGUCAGCCAUUGAGGGCUCGGUUGGAUCUUUAAGUGACGAAGAAAUGCAUGUCCUGACACAAAGCUUUAUCGAUCGUGAGGAUGAGCAGUUGGCCGAGGCAAGAGCACAACGAAGACCGGGGAGACCGCCCACGAAGCUGGAGGAUCAGAUCACAUUGCGGAAAGACGCUGAGGCGCGCGAAUUCCGUGGCGGAUUCUGGGUGCCGGAACUUCGAAAUGAGCAGAGCCGCGCAAAGCUGGAAAGAUGGGCAGGGGAAUGGGGUGGUUUGAACACUCUGGACUUUGUCCGUGUUGUCAAAUCUGGAACUAUCAAGCCCUCAAGCUUCCCACCUAAAGGACUUUCGUGA